This is a messenger RNA of Striga hermonthica, 909 nucleotides long. NCBI's taxonomy places the organism in Eukaryota, Viridiplantae, Streptophyta, Magnoliopsida, Lamiales, Orobanchaceae. The record is from the annotation of a GenBank genome assembly.
AUGAACACCGAUUUAUGCCCAAAACGACACAAUCCGUCUGGAUCAGAAGCCGGCGGAUCUAAAAAACCCGAGAUGAGUGGAUAUUAUCCUAUUUUGGUUGGUCCAAUUUCUGAUGAAAUUGAUGAGUCUGAUGUUGAGCUGGACGAUUCGGAUGUGGUGGCGCCCGAUAAUGAUCCUCCGGUAGAGGCGAGUGAGCUCGAUAAAGCCAUAGAUCUUCUAACCGAAGCAAUCAAAUUGAAUCCAAGUUCGGCUGUGUUAUUCUCAAGCAGAGCUGCUGUCUUUGUUAAACUGAAAAAACCAAAUGCUGCAAUUCGAGAUGCUGGAGCUGCGUUAAAGAUUAAUCCCGAUUUAGCAAAAGGAUACAAAGCACGCGGUAUGGCAAGGGCACUGUUGGGCUUAUGGGAAGAGGCAGAUACUGAUUUGGAUAUGGUUUUGAAGUUAGAUUUUGACGAGGAGAUUAGUGAGAUGGCCGAAAAGGUUAAAUUAAAUGCUGCAAAGAUUGCUAUGCAUCGUGAGAAAUAUGAACGCAUUAGGAUGCAACAACGCAAGAAAGGAGAAAACACUGAUACACUCAAGAAGGGAGAAGUGAUUAGGAUCCAAAAUGCCGAAGAUUUGGAUGCUUACCUGGAAGUUGCUUUAGAAUUAUCUCGAUUAGCAGUUGUUUACUUCACUGCAGUGUGGUGUGGGCCUUGUCGAUACAUUGGCCCAGCAUGUGAAAGAUUGGCUUCGAAAUUUCGGAAUGUUAUGUUCUUGAAAGUUGAUGUUAAUGAGGCUAAGGGAGUGGCUGCAGAGUGGAAUGUUGGAAGCAUUCCGAGCUUUCAUUUGUGGGAAUGUGGUGCGACUGUUGAUCAGGUCACUGAUUGCAAUAUGUACUCGCUCGAAAGGAAAAUCGCACAGUAUAGCGCGUGA